UUCACUUUGUAAUCCUACUACAGCACCCCUCUUUGCAUCCCCCGUUGGAAAAUCCUGGCUACUCACCAGCCAACAGCAUAUGUAAUUUAUAACUAAGGUAACUAGGUAAAAGGGGUUCAUAUAUAUUUAUAGUAGAUGAACCUAAUAAUUGUUCUGCUAUUAUUACAAAUCCUUGGAAUAACUCCAAAACAUUACCUUUUAGAAACUAAUCAGGACAUGCUGCGAGCUGAAACUAAGCAGGAACAACAGGGCAAGGAGUCUGAUUACAUAGACUUACCUCCUCUUCCUAUUCCUACCCUGAAUAUACCAGGGCUCACGCCAAGCAGAAUGCCAAUGGGAGGAAAUGGUACAAUGAUGGGAAUGAUGAGAAGACCUGGACUCAUUGAACUGGGUGGACCGGGACUCUUUGGACUGGGAGGAUUAGCUGAAUUAGCAGGACUACUUGGACUUGGAGUUGGUGGUGCUGCACUGCUUGCAGGGGACUAGCCAGGAGCAGAUAUCUUUAAUAAAUUCUGCUUGAAAUAUCAGACCUACCUGAUUAUAUUAGAGUUUAUUUCAAAAAGAAUAUUUACUCAUUGAAAUAAAAAGAAUGUGAAACUAU
Molecule: messenger RNA, 601 nt
Organism: Eurytemora carolleeae
Lineage: Eukaryota; Metazoa; Arthropoda; Copepoda; Calanoida; Temoridae
Product: ubiquitin domain-containing protein DSK2b
Exons: 3
Coding region: 136-486 (116 amino acids)
Source: RefSeq, a predicted model, not a curated record